AUGGAGACCGGCAAGGCUGAACAAACCACCGAUCAUUUUCCCCAAGAAAUCAUAGAAGAAAUCUUGUACAGACUUCCGGUAAAAUCUCUAUCGAGAUUCAAGUGUGUUACCCCAUCAUGGGGUUCAUUGAUCUCCAGCAAACAAUUCAUCAAAACCCAUCUCCAACGUUCGAAAAAGAUCGAAUCUUUCACCGACAAAAGAAUCAUCUCAACCUGUAAAGGCAAUCUAAAGGCAUGUUCUCUGUCCUCCUUGUUCACCGAACCGGUCACUCGUGCCUUUUCUUUCGAUUUCAUUCCGAUUAAUAGUUCGAGAGAUGUAGUUAUCGUCGGUUCUUGCAACGGUUUGAUCUGCGUAUUAGUAGAUGCAUGUCGGUUUUUCUUGUUGAAUCCUUCGACAAGAGAGUCCAAGGAAUUGCCCGACUUCUUUACCGGAGCGCUUUUCCCGAAGAAUGUCGGUUCUAUUCGUGGAUAUGGCUUUGGAUUUGAUGAGAGUAGUGGUGAUUACAAGGUUUGCGCCGUUUGUUAUAUGAUAUUCCGGUGUGGUUCAAACUUGACUUUUCCGAGUACCGCAAGAGUGUAUAGCUUAAAGGACGAUUCUUGGGGACGUAAUUUUUUCUUUAAGGAUGUGUGUAUAUUUGGUUCAGCCAAGUUUGUGAGUGGGAAGUUACACUGGAUUAGCUAUUCGAAAACGAAUCCGAAAUGGGAAGUUGUUUGUUUCGAUUUGAAGAGUGAGACUUUUGGAAUCGUGAAACAACCUAGUUGUAUCGAGGGUUAUUACAGCCCAGGAUUGGGAGUUCUCAAAGGAUGUCUUUGUGUGUUUGCCGACUAUGUUUCAACUAUUAAGUUCGACAUCUGGAUUUGGAAUAAGUAUGGGGUGGAUGAUUCUUGGGCUAAACAUGUCACUAUUUCUUAUCGAUCCGUUUCUUGGGAGCCUUCAUUGCCGGAAACAUAUAAUCUCAUAACUCCGUUGUUUGUUUUGCCAGGUGGCGAGGUUCUGUUUACGUACGGAUCGGUUUUUUUUAUUUACAAUAAGAAAGACAAUUGCGUCAGGCAACAACACACCGUUGACUUUGACCUUGAUCGUGUUCGUGCAGCGGAGGUCUACACUGAAAGUUUAGUCUCACUUGUACUUGAUGAUUGA
Molecule: messenger RNA, 1140 nt
Organism: Erythranthe guttata (spotted monkey flower)
Lineage: Eukaryota; Viridiplantae; Streptophyta; Magnoliopsida; Lamiales; Phrymaceae
Product: F-box/kelch-repeat protein At3g23880
Molecular function (GO): protein binding
Source: RefSeq, a predicted model, not a curated record